Messenger RNA from Physella acuta, 4383 nucleotides. Its product is annotated as RRP12-like protein. Lineage: Eukaryota; Metazoa; Mollusca; Gastropoda; Physidae. The record is from RefSeq and is a predicted model, not a curated record.
UGUUCGCACGUGUAUAUAAUAUUGUUUACAUAUAGGUCUAAUCUAUGCUUGUGUUAAUUAUCAAGAUCUAUAAACUAAAAUGAAGGUUAAGGAAAAUACACAGAAAAAGCCUGGAAAGUUUAUGUCUAAAAAUAAGAAAAAAAAAUUGCCUAAAAGUUCUUCAAGUAAUCCAGCGACUAAAAAAUUUAGAGAAGCUGCCAAACGAGCAGCACACCACAGGCACCUUCUUCCUCUCAAUACUGGAAAAGUCACUGCACCCUUAACUGCCUCUCAUGGAUUUAAAGGCGUAUUAACCUUAGAGGCACUAGAGAAACACAAUGAAUCUGUUGGAGGGUUUACAGAAGCUUCAAUGCAGGAUGAUUCCGCCACAGUGGGGGGUACAACUUUCAAUACAUGGGCUACAAAUUUAACUGGGUGUACAAAUGCAACCUUUAGAGGAAUUCACAGAUAUAUCAACUCAAAUUCUUCAGUGCAGAAAGAGAUUUUAGCAGUCUUAGCUGCUGUUACAGAAGUAAUCAAAGAAAAUGGUGGAGAAGGAAAAGACUUGCAGUAUUUUGGAACUUUGGUAACUGGCCUGGAAAAUGCAGACAGACCAGAAGAGAAAAUGGCCAUGGCACAUCUGUUGAGUAUUGUGAUUAAAAGGGUUCCAGUGUCUGUUCUACAAAAACAAUUUUCCCAAGUUGAAAAAACUUUAUAUGAUGUGCUUACUGAGUGUGUAAAACAGCAGACAAUAUCACCCAUCAAACCUAUUCUUUUAAGUCUGGCAAGUCUGUUAAGAGUUCAGGACAUAAAUACAUGGUUGGAAAAGUAUACAGAACGGGCAUUUAAUGCUAUGCUGGCAUUUAUUACACACAAAAAGCCUAAGUUGCGGAAAGCUGCUCAUACAGCAGUAAAAAUUGUUUUAAGGGGCAGUCUUUUUAUGCUACAAACACCUUCACCACCUUUUCAUCCAGCUGCUAGACUUACUGCUCAGUUUUGUGAAAAGCAAAUAGAAUCAUACAAAGGGCAAUCUAAUAAAGUAGAAGUGCUACAUAUUCUAUAUUUGCUGAAAGAUGUUCUUUGCUUGUUCCCUGCAUCAAAUGUGAAAUCUUUGUGUGAAAUCAUUCUCAGGUUAAUGAGGCUAAUAGAUCUGGUCGUACAGUCCUCUUGCAUGGAAGUGUUGUACAAAUUAUUUUCUUCUAAACCAAAUAGUCAGAGAGUUCCAGCAGAGAUUAACGCUCAGAUUCUUACAGCUUUAUACGACUAUCAGCCAUCAGAGAAAGAUGGACAACCAAUGCUUGCUUGGUUAAGAGUUAUGGAAGCUUCCACAAUAAACUUAGCCUGCCAGGAUGUUGAUUUGGCAGUGAGUCAUCUUCCUCGUUUAUUUUCCACUUGCAUGACCUGUCUACUAUCUGAUCGUCAGGAUGUCAGUAAAGCUGCAGUCAGCACUAUGCAGGCUCUGCUCCAACAGUGUCUUGAUGUCUCCAAAGAUAAACUUGUUAAUGAGGCUUCUAAUAACACAACAUUCACAGCUCUACAGAAGGUUGUUAAAACCUUGGAAACUGGACUGAGUUACCAGUUUCAUUCCAUGUGGUCAUUAGUUUUUCAGUUAUGGUCAACUGCAUUUUUGGUACUUGGGAAAAUAGUUCCAAAGAUGCUACUUAAGUGUUUAACGUCAAUGGGAGAUCUAAGAGAUACUCCACACUUUUCCUUUAAAGGAGAAAUGGAUCAUGCUAUUGGCUGUGCAAUAAAAUCAAUGGGACCUCGUAUGGUAUUGGAUGCUAUUCCAUUAAGGAUUACUGGAGAAAAUGACAACCUGGAGUUUCCGCGAGGCUGGCUUUUGCCCCUAAUUAGAGAUAAUGUUGGUCAUACAGAGUUGGGCUUCUUUGCUUCAUAUUUUUUACCAUUAGCUGCCAAAUUCAAAACUAAAGCUGAAGAGUUCUCUAGAGAGCAGAGAGUUGCAGAAUCCAAAGCUUAUGAAGCCUUAAAUCUACAAGUUUGGUCAAUGCUGAAGGGAUUCUGUGAUCAUCCUGUGGAUCUAAAACAAAGUUUCCAAAAAGUGGCCAAAAUUUUGGGCACAGCAUUGAAUGACAAAGAAGACCUGAAGAUGGAUGUAAUGGCUUCUCUGAGAUCCCUCAUUAGCUGUAGCUUAGACAAUGAAGCUGACAAAGCAGAAGUUGGCAAGUUUGCUAAAAACUUUUUGCCAAUUUUAUUUAAUCUGUUCACUGGUGAAGGAGUUAUUUCUGAUGGAACUCGUCUAGCCGUUUUAGAAACCAUAAAGAAGUAUUUAUUAGUUUCUGAUAAAGAGCUUAUUUAUACUUUCAUGGACAAGUGCCUAGAAAAAAUUGGGCAACUGGAUGCUGCAGGUUUCAGAAACAUUGCUCUGUUAGACCUUGCUAUUGCUAUGAUACCAUAUGCUGAUUCACCACGACUGAGGUGUUUGUUCCAACUUGCUUUGGAUAGACUACAGUCUGAGAAUCGCACUAUACAGAAAAAGUCGUAUCGCAUUUUAGAAGAAAUUUGCAGUGGCAUAACAAGUAUUUCUAAUGAACUACUAUCAACAAAUCUUUCUGUGAUUAGUGACACACUUCUGCAGUCUUUAUCAAGAUCUAGUCCAUCUUCAAAAGCUCCACGUCUAAGAUGUCUGAUGCAUGUAUACAAAAAUUUACAACACCCAAAUUUAGAUUUUUUUAUGGCUACUCUACCUGAGGCCAUUUUGUGUACCAAAGAGAUAGGAGCAAAAGCCAGAGCUGCAGCAUUUGAUUUAGUGAUUGUAAUGACAGAUACUUAUAUUAAGUGGCACCCUAAUGUGUCUGAAAAAGAAAAUUUAGGAUCAGUUAUAACAAAAAUAUUGGCUGCCCUUGCUGGUACUCCGCACAUGAUUAGUGCAGCUCUUCUUGCAUUGUCACGCAUUGUUUAUCAUUACAAAGAGAAAUUGAUUGGCUCUGUACUGGACAAUAUGAUUGAUACUGUAAUUGUUUUAUUGGCAUCAAAGACUAGAGAGAUUAUUAAAACUGCACUUGGUUUUAUCAAAGUUAUACUGUCUGCCUAUCAGAAUACAGUACUAGCAUCUCAUCUUAAAGACUUGCUUAAUUCAUUGCAUGGCAUUGCAGUGAAAGGAAACAUGAGAAGACUGACAAAAAUAAUCUAUUCAAAACUUGUUAAAAAAUUUGGUUAUGAACUGGUAUUAAGUAUGACUAAAUCUGAUGUUCACAAGCUACUAAAGAAUAUUCAUAAAUCAAAUGAAAGAGUAAAGAAAGAGAAGGAUGGUAAGGAGGGCUCUGAUGAUGAGGAAGGUGAUGAAAGUGAAGAGGAAGAGAAAUUUACCACCCAGCCUGAAAGUAUUGAUGAUCUGUUACGAGACACUGAUUCUGAUAUGGAUGAAGGUGAUGAUGACCAAGUACCCAAAUUGUCCAAGAAAACUAGAAAGACAAAGCAGGGUAAAGGUGCUUGGCUGAUGGAAACAGGGGAGGAUGAAAUUGUUGAUUUCAUGGAUCCAGCUGCAGCCAAACAAGUCAUUGCUACCAGGCCUAAUGCCAACAAGAAAGGAGAGAAAGCUGUAGCAAAAGAUGGAGGGUUUAAGAUGACAGCUGAUGGAAGACUUAUCAUCACCCAAGAUGAAGAAGAACAAGACGUUAAGAAAACCAAGGGAAACAAGUCAAAGCCAGAUUCUGAUGAGGAUGAGCUUGAAGAUUUGUUCAAUGCCAUCAGUGGGGAAAUGAAAGCAAAAGCUAGGAAACGUAAACAUGCUGAAGCAGCAGGGGACGAUGAUGAUGAAAAUGAAGCGUCUUCCUCUAAAUAUCAUGCUGGAGGUAGUGGUAUUCAUAGACCAAUAGCCAAAGCCAACAAAGCUCUAAAAGAAAAGCAAGAGUUUGGCCAGCAGUACAAAGCUAAGAAAGCACAAGGUGACAUAAAGAAAAGGGGAAUGCCAGAUCCAUACGCCUAUGUUCCCUUGAAUAUAAGUUCUCUAAACAAAAGAAAACAGAUGAAGGUGAAAGGGUCUUUCAAGAAUUUAGUCAAAGGUGCAAAACGUGGAGCAGCCAAGGGGAUGAAGGCCAAAGUUCACAAAAAGAAAAGAUGAACAUAGUGUUUUUGUUGCUUUUUAUUUGUUGUAUAUUAACUAUUGCAAAACAUUUGGACCUCUGAGAUAAAAAAAAAAAGUUCAGAAAUUCAACAAAGGGCUGAUCAUCACUCUACACAUAUUUAUAAAUAAUUGCAGGACACACACCAUUUGUACAUAGACAUGUGGAUAGUUAUUAUAUACAGCCAACUCAAGAUGCUAGUGUUUUGUGUUUACAUGCAUUCAUUGCUUGAGUAUUAAAUGGUGAAAUGUUUUAUUCAAUUCUGGUUGUAUUAUAUUUGUUCAUUGUUUCACCUUUUAUUAAUACAAAUCUGUGGAUGUUU